Messenger RNA from Vanessa tameamea, 1746 nucleotides. RefSeq names its product mucin-2. The transcript has 3 exons. The record is from RefSeq and is a predicted model, not a curated record. Bases 202 to 1470 code for a protein of 422 amino acids. Lineage: Eukaryota; Metazoa; Arthropoda; Insecta; Lepidoptera; Nymphalidae.
AAAAGGAGAGAACCACCAACGCUGCACAAAGUACGAAGACAUCCCGUGACUAGGACUGACCGGCCACAACAUUAAUGAAUCGCGUUACCCGGAUACGUUUUCCAAACGGUGUUUUUUCACAUUAGUUACAAAACGAGUAUGUGAUUAGAUUACGCGUAAAAUAAAUAUUUUUCGUAGUGUUUCUUUUUGUGACUUACAAACAUGUACAAGACGGUGAGACACGGUGAGAACAGUCUUCAAUAUACUAUAUUGCCUCAAACUGAAGAAAUACUCAAUAACAGUGGAUUGAAAGGCAAAGGCCGUGAUUAUAGUCCCUCUAUUCAUAUAAGACGUUCAAGGAGAAAGUCUGCUUUAAAAUAUAUUCUGUUAAUAAUAGUCGGAAUAAUAAUCGCACUAGCUUUUGCAUCUGUUCCACUUUAUGUUCUGAAUGGUGCACUAUAUGCUCGAAGACUUCACCACGACCACCACGAAAUUAUGACUUCAGCGCCAUUAACACCGGCAGGGCGAGAGAUCGUAAAAUCACGAAAAAAGGAAUUAAAAAUUGCAGCUGAAAUCUUAUCAACCAUAACGCCAAAAUUAGAAACGAGUGCAGCACCGUCGACAUCAACUACUACUACUUCGUCUACAACUAUCCCAACUACGAUUAUUAGCGAAAGAGCUACUACACCACCUUGGACUAUGCCUGCUCUAAGAUCUUGGAAAUUUUCAUCUUCUUCUACAACGAUACAACCAAUACCAACAGAGGAUAAUGAAGAAAUUCCUUUAGUAGGAACACCAUCUGGUAGUGUACGCUUAUUAGACCAUUACAUGUCAAUGUCGAUGAAGCCGUGGGAAAAAGAUAUAAUUAUAAAACCUACGAUAACACCCGAACCUAUCACAAUCCAAAACGUUUUUAAAUAUUAUUCCCGUUCCUUCAAGCCGUCGGAAGAAUCAAUCACUAUGCACCCAAAGUUAUUUGAUGACGUUUUAAUUACUACAAAAUCAACGACCACCCAGACACCUAUGACUACAGAGUUAGCAAAAACAACUGAAAAAUCAAUCAUGAAGGACCUGAAAGAUACACUUUUAUCAGUAGAUGACGAUGAAGAAUUUAAAGUAUCUUUGGAAGAAGAUGAAGUUUUUUCUCUACCGCCAUUGAAGCCGGACUCUGUGGCGCCGGGAACAGAUUCAGACGAAGUAACAGUUUCGAAAGCGACUGACAGCGGCUGGUACGGUGCGAAGUGGCCAUUCGUCGAUACGUCAUCAUACUUCCAAUGGACGGGCUACUCUCCUGGAGAUAAUCUGCUUUUACCGUUACUGGUUGCGGCAUUAUCGUCAGUCGUUUUAGUGCUACUUCUGGCGCUCGCUGUGAGACGCCGCAAGAGGACUACCACAGCAUCAGCACAGAUUGGGAAGUUAACCUCCGACCUACAAGCAGAUGACAACACUAACUUAUUGACAGCAGAGAAUCCAGAAGAGAUCGAAGAAUGAGGUCAAUAAGUACUAUGUUGCUUGUUUCCAACAGAUUGCCUCGUGUAUUUACAGAAAAAAUGGCCGAAUAGAACGGCUUGAAGGUUACUUUUAUAGAGAUUGGCUUUGAAUUUUCGUGCACACAUUAUGAUAUUAAAAUCUUUGUCAAUAAUUGUAUACUCAUCAUAUCAUAUCACUAAAUGCAUUCUCGCUUUUGUUUGAUAUUAAAAAAUAUAAAAUCUAUAUAUUAAAUUAUGAAAAAAAAAUCUAAGUUGCGUUUUGUAUUUUGGCGCCUUA